Messenger RNA from Aspergillus versicolor CBS 583.65, 478 nucleotides. RefSeq lists its product as uncharacterized. The record is from RefSeq and is a predicted model, not a curated record. NCBI's taxonomy places the organism in Eukaryota, Fungi, Ascomycota, Eurotiomycetes, Eurotiales, Aspergillaceae. The transcript has a single exon. The coding region runs from base 106 to 423 and encodes 105 amino acids.
UAUAUGACUCGACGUCUUGAGAGAAUUUGGCUGGGAUCUGUUGGCAUUUUGGAUUGUGUAAUCUAUCUUUACUUAUGAACCAUAUAAUCAUAAUCCUUACUUCCCAUGGGUUACUAUCCUACCAGAUGUGUCUCAGUAGUACUAGUGCUUUGCAUUACCUUGACAAGCUAUAAAGUCUUGGUCGCAAGAAGAAGGACCGAUUCGUUUUAUUUGCUGAUUUGUCCUGGGGCCAUAAAAUGGUCCUUCCCCCCAACUGGCCGUGGUCUAGAUCUGCUAUACCCGAGGCAUAGCCAGACCAAGUCGGGGGGCGAUAGAAAAGGAGAUGGGUUUAUGGGAUAUAAUCCUGUUAUGUUUUGUUUAGUACGAGGGCAUGGGAUAUGGGAUAUCAGAUCUAGACGCUACACCAUGGAGUACUACGAGUAGUAACGGUUCUAACAAUUCCCUUCAACUUUGACAUAAAGUGCCAUGCGGAAGAUCG